CACAGGAGCGACAUGGCAGCUCUGUAGAGAAUGAUCCCUCUGGUUUCCUGUCACAGUCGUGGCCCGUUAGCGUCCCCGAGUACCAGAAUGAGUGGUCGCUAUUUGGAACAAAGGCUUAGUAUAAAAUUUUGCGUGAAGCUGAACAAGUCUGCAAGUGAGACCCACCAUCUUCUGCAACAAGCUUACGGGGACGAAGUCAUGUCCAGGGCUCGCGUUUUUGACUGGCACAAAAGAUUUAAGGAAGGGCGGGAAGAUGUUCGAGACGACGCCCGGAGUGGUCGUCCCGUCACCCACCGGACCAAGGAAAACAUCCAGAAGGUCAAGGACUUGGUUUGUUCCAACAGGCAGUUAACCGUAAGGAUGAUGGCGGAAGAAUUAAAUUUAGACAAGGAAACGGUUAGACUCAUCCUGAAAGAGAACUUGAACAUGAGGAAAGUUUCUGCAAAAAUUUUGUCAGAGAUUUUAAAGGAUGAUCCUAAACCUCGCGAACUUGGCAUGCAGUCUGCUUUUCCAAAGGAAACUCGAAAACAUGGCUCACACGUGAGGAAAAGGUAGCGAGUUCUCACAUGUGAGGAAAAAGUAGCGAGGAAACGUGGCAUCGUCUCCACCAGGAGGCUGGUGAGGAAAUGUCAGGGGCUGUUUCCGGGUCAGGUGUCCCCUUCCCUGCCGACCAGCUUCUGAAGGCUUCCUCUCCAACAAGCCUUCCCAGCUGAGCAGCUCAGGACGGGUUCGCAGUAUGUUGAAGGGUGUCUGAAGUGGCUCAACCCGAAUGAAGCAGCCGCCUCGCUGGGAAGCACCUCCAUCUGAUGGGUCUUGUCUGCCACUCCUCCCUACAGGUCUUCACUCUCCUUACUUCCUCUUCGCUGGACCAUUGGACUGUCUUCCUUACUGUUCAAUCACAACCUGAAAGAACCUUAGGCUGUUGGCUUGCAGAACGUGCUUGCUGUUACAUUCUUUUGCUUAACGAGUUGGGAUCGCUACAUCUCCCAAAACUUAAGUUGUGGUGACAGUCCUGUUGCUUUGUUCUCGACGUUCUGCCCCCCGGGGCAUCACGCCAGUGAGAAAUGGGUCCAGGAUCUCCUGCAUUCUAUCCCUCUGUGCCCAGGGAGGCAUGCUCUGCCCAGAAGACCCCUAAAAGAAGCCCUAGAGUUUGAGCCUGCUUCAUGGUCAGGGCCCUGAGGUAUGGUACAGAAGCCAAUGGUAUACUGGCCUAGUGAGCAGCGCUGAGCAGAAGGGCUGAAGUGGCCCAAAUCAUUCAGUGAGAGUCCCUAAGAACUCAGAUUGACCACCAGUAUUGACCUAGAAGACCUACCCCUGCCAGAAGGAUUAGAUUUGUGUCAUCGUAGUUUUGUGCUUUGGAUCCCCACUUAUUUGGGAAUUCCCUUUGCUGUAAAAGAAGAAUCUGGUUCUGGAACACAGAAACCAGUACACCUGGUGCCAGGCUGUAAUGUGUG
This is a messenger RNA of Ochotona princeps (American pika), 1454 nucleotides long. RefSeq names its product GVQW motif containing 3 (gene GVQW3). The transcript has a single exon. The record is from RefSeq and is a predicted model, not a curated record. Lineage: Eukaryota; Metazoa; Chordata; Mammalia; Lagomorpha; Ochotonidae. The coding region runs from base 31 to 555 and encodes 174 amino acids.